AUGCCAUACUUUGCUAAAGAUCAUAACGAGUUUUUAAAAUGCUUUUGCAUAUGCUGUAUGAAAAAAAGUAAUGAUUUAAGAUGCAUUCAAACCAAAUGCAAUAAACCAGGUCCAAAACAAGCAAAAAAUUAUGAAAAUCUUAUCAAGAGAUUUUUUUGGGAAAACUACUCUGUUGAAAACCCGGAUCUGCCUAAAAUGUUAUGUUCUAAUUGCAGAAAAAAUAUAGUGAGUUUAGAAAAAACAGAUUCAAAAAGAUUUUUAUUCAAGGCUCGACCUAAGUACGAAGGUCUUAAUACUAGAGUUAUUCGAGGUGGGAAAUGUGAGUGUUUUAUUUGUGUUAAUGGGCGUAAAAAUGGUACUGAAACAGCAACUCUUCCACCAAUGGUAUCUUGUGAAACUAAUGCAGAUAUUGAUCAAAGUCACAGUAAUUUGAAUCUUUCGACUACCAAUGAAAAUCUUGUUCUUUGCAGAAGUUGUUUUCAACAAAUAGGAAAAGUAUUAAACAUCCUUGCACAAAGUUAG
Molecule: messenger RNA, 522 nt
Organism: Hydra vulgaris (swiftwater hydra)
Lineage: Eukaryota; Metazoa; Cnidaria; Hydrozoa; Anthoathecata; Hydridae
Source: RefSeq, a predicted model, not a curated record